CGGGGCAAGGAAUAGAUAGGAAGAGAUGCGUGCGCGCGGCCCCAGUGGGUGCUCCAACUUCAAGACCCUGUUCUCGCUAAUUGUCACCAUCGCGCUGUGCACCUACGUGGUUGGACGCAUAUGGCACACAGCCAAACUCGGCCUAGAAUGCCAUCGUCGAAAUGGAGAGGAACCUUCCGGCCCAGAUAGCAGUGAUGAUAGCCAGCAACCUCUUAAGGAGGGUGCAGCUGCUGUCAGAGAUCAACGCUUGGUUCAUGCUUUGGACUCUUCUGCAAUGAACCUGGAAAGAGAGCAGCGAGCAAAAGAUCUGAAAACAGCUCUAGACAACUUGCCAGUCAGUCGUGAUGCAAUUAGGUCUCUACAGAAGAGAAUAACCUCCUUGGAAGCACAGCUCGCCGCAGCGAGGAUUGCACAGGAACCUGCAGGAUUGAACCAAGCUGAGGAAAGCAGUCCUGGAAUGGCUGCUGAAAGGCCGAAAGUCUUUAUGGUGGUGGGAGUCAACACAGCCUUUAGCAGUAGACAGCGUCGUGAUUCUCUGCGGAACACAUGGUUCCCGAAGGGAGAGGAUAGGGAGAGGCUUGAAAGAGAAAAGGGCGUUGUGGUUCGUUUUGUCAUAGGGCACAGCACGGGGGCGGGUACCCUUCUUGACCGAGCUAUUGAGGCAGAGAAUGCAGUACAUAAGGAUUUCAUGAGAUUGGAACAUCUGGAGGGAUACCAUGAGCUUUCUGCUAAGACAAAAAUUUACUUCUCCACUGCUUUUGCAUUGUGGGAUGCUAAUUUCUAUGUCAAAGUGGAUGAUGAUGUUCAUGUGAACCUUGGAAUGCUAGGUGUUACACUUGGCGCCUAUAAGAACAAGCCAAGGGUAUAUAUUGGUUGCAUGAAGUCAGGCCCAGUUCUUUCAGAGAAGGGAAUGAAGUACCAUGAGCCGGAGUUCUGGAAAUUUGGCGAGGAGGGGAACAAGUACUUCAGGCAUGCUGGGGGACAAAUAUAUGCCAUCUCCAAUGAUUUGGCGUCAUACAUUGCUGUGAACCAACCAAUACUGCACAAGUACGCCAACGAGGAUGUCUCACUGGGUUCGUGGCUGCUUGGGUUGGACGUUACACAUGUCGACGAGAGGAGUCUAUGCUGUGGAACACCGCCAGAUUGCGAGUGGAAGGCACAAUCGGGAAACGUUUGUGCGGCUUCAUUUGACUGGCCGUGUAGUGGGAUCUGUAAACCUGUUGAGCGGAUUGCGGACGUCCAUAAGAGGUACGAUUCCGCCAGUGGUGGCACGCAUGAUGAGCCCAAGUUACAGCAGCUCCAGAUGAAAGUAGAAUAAGAUUAGUGCUGUUCACAUUUCUAUUGUACAGACACCUAUACAUACGUGGUAGCUGCUGCCAGCCUCCAGGAAAUAUUCAAGUCGUCGGUGGCAGUCUCCCCAUAUGCGGUAGCUGCGGCCAGCUUCCGGAAAACAUUAAUGUCUGGCAGUCCCAACAGGAGAAGGGCUUGGCACGCGCCGUAACAAGGCUGAGAUCGGAUCGGCAAUAAUGAACAACCUACCCUCUUUUACACUCUCGGAGGGGGGAGCUUCAAGUCCUCUCUCUCUCGUCUCAGGCCCCCAGCUCAUCCCCUGAUCUUGAGCACAAACACAGCUCCACCAACGUUAAUUAGCAUUCAUUGGUUGUUGCAUUCUGAAUUUCUUUCACAUUCUCAAGAAUCACCUGCACUUCUUCAUUGAUUGCCCAUGCUUUUGGGUUUCUGGCUCAGAUGGUCUUGUUUGCAUCAUCUCUCUCUCUCCCGUUCCUGGGCUGGCCUUCCUGUGGGCCUGAACGCAUAUCAAUUAGUCGAUUUCUCCGGUACUUGUCGUCAGAACUUACUCCAGAGCCAGCAGACAGACUGGGUCUUUUGUUUUGAAGUCAACUGCUGCGAAACCUCCUUUUCUUUAGCCAACAACUUUCAAGUUUCUCUUAUGUAGAAUUCAUUUAGAGAAUUUUAGACCACCUCUCUUGCAGGCUUGAACAGCAAGGGACGUGAUAGAGAAGGUCGUGGAGGGUUUUUACCAUGACCCCUGUCUCGUAGGUGCUACCUCACCCAUACUAUCUUGGGUAUUCAUAUCGUCUGAGGAUUGGUCUCCCAAUCCUCUGCUCUGGCAUUCACACACACACACACACACACACACACACAUAGACACACACACACACACACACACACACACACACACACACACACACACACACACACACACACACACANCACACACACACACACACACACACACACACACACACAGAGAGAGAGAGAGAGAGCUGUAGAGGAUGGGGAACGCCCGAUUUGUCUUGCAUUUUUGAAAGUUCUCGUCAAACAUGAGUACUUUCUGUAUGUCAUCUCUUGAGUGAACCGACUUCUUAGGCAGCGACUGUCCUUCUGUUCGGCACUUUUUCAUCUGUUGUCAGUUUUAUGCUGAAUCCUUGGUUUGUUUAGCCCAUUGUUUUUAGCAGUUGUUGCCUUUGCUGUUUUUUACAUGUGCUUAAGAUCGUUUUCAUCGACUUUGUUCAUAAGUUGGCAAUUUGUCAAUAUGCCAUCCUGAUUCUGGGAAUGUCAUUGCUUUCCUCGCCUCUUUUUUUUUUCUGCCUUUGGGUUCACUUUGUGGAGAACGAAUGGUCCCUUCCCAGCUCUUGUGCGUGACAGAAUCGGUGGAUAGGAAAAAAAAUUGUCAAUUAGCUCCUCCAGUACUAGAGGAAUUUGGGCCACAGACUCAUAAUUGGCCGCAGCGGCACUGCAGAGAAGCAGUUGGUCGCAGCACUACUGCAGAGAAGCAGUUGGUCGCAGGAGGACCUGCUGAAUGUGCUGGGCACAUCUCAGAGCUGAGGAGAGAUAGGGUAUUGGUGUGGAGGUGGAUCAGUGGAAGGGAAAGUGAGGUGAGGGCAAUCUUGGCAGUGAAGCGGAAUUAACGAUUGUAAACCACCGCGAUGUGGUAGGGGCCUUCUUUUCCCCCACAGUAGGGACCACACUACCGGUAGGGCUGGAUUUUCCGCUCCUACGUGUACAGCGGCUGGUCUCAUUAGGCACUUCAAUUCAGGUUCAGGUCAGGCUGGCAGCUUUUGCUUGUCAGACACACUGGAGAGCUGUUGAUUCAUCCAUCACUCUGUCGAAAUAUAUAUAGAAAUGUCAUCGAAAUUGAUUUUAUUCUUUACCUCUGCUGAGGUAGAGGGGAGAGCAGAGGAAUGAUGUGUGCCAGCAGAGCAGCACUGUUGGACAUGCACAGAUUAUAUAAAAUUCUUUGUCUGUGUUUCAGAAAGAAAAAACAAAUCUGGAGGACAAUAUGCCCCGAAAGAGGCAUCGGAGAGUGGUGCGUCUGACCAACUGCGAGCGUUGGGUGUGGCUUUCGUCAAUGUCUUUUCAUAGCAUGAGAGUGGCAGGAAGGUCGACCUCUCCUGCCCCCACCCUGUCUCCAACCGUCUCCACGGCUUCUGGAGAGUUUCACAGGUAAACAGGCAAACUGGCAGAGGCUUUGGUUGGCACUGGCUUGCAUCAGGGAGUUAGUGGGAUUGUUUGCUUGCCUGUUUCGUGCCGUGUUUUUGUCUGCUGGACUUGUGACUCCAGGCAGGUACAAGAGGUAGUUGCAAUAGACCUGGAAUUUUGAGAGAAGCCCUGAAACUUGUGGGUAGUGAGUGCAAUUGCUCAGCUGCUGUUUUUAACUGGAUUAUGAACUCUUGAAGUUUUUAACCCAUUUUGGGGGGGGGUUGGCUUUGCUCAAACUCUACUGUACUACUGGUAGAUUUACGGCUGGACAGCGGAAAGCUGUUGAUCGUCGUCUGAAAGGAGGAGGAUGACAACUCCUGCUCUCCUGAAUUGUUUUGAAAGCAGGUUGGUUUGUCUUUGGAAAGGGGUUGGCCAAACAUUUUGAUUGUCCAAAACAUCUGUUCGAUUGUCGAAAACAUUUCUCAGGGGGAGUCAGGGCGGAGCUUGGUUCUACCUUUUUGUUGCUCUCUCUUGCUGAGGUAAGACCUGCAAUUGGACGCUGUGGAAGCGGUUGAUGACAUGAGAAGUGUAAUUGUGAGGUCCCUUGGCCCUGGCUAUCAGCAUUUCUGAGCCAAUACCAAUAAAUGCACUCGCGCUAUUUCAGCACGGAUGUGGUUGGGUUAUUGAAAGUCUUGGGUUUUGUUUUUUUUUCGAACAACUGCGGGGAUGGCGGGGGCUGGGAGAGAUGAGGGGAUUAUGUGAUACAGCUGCCGUCCUAACACAACUCGACAGCAGCAGCGUGAUUCAAAAAAGACGGACCUCAAAUGCUGCUGUUUAUGUAUCGUUUUCUUUUUAUAGGUGUGAUUAGGCUCCCCCGCGGUGGGGAUCGAGGGAUGGAUGAUAAAGACGGGGAGAUAUGGGAGGCGGCAUAUGGCUUGUGGAACGAGCAUUCCUGUUUCUCCUUUUCGGUUUUGCUAUGUAGGAUGAAUGUCGCCUUAAUGUUGCUUUCAUUGGCAUGAAACCAAGACUGUUGGUAGAAAAGGAAAAAGAAAAAGAAAAACAAAUAUCAUGUGACCAG
Messenger RNA from Chara braunii, 4519 nucleotides. NCBI's taxonomy places the organism in Eukaryota, Viridiplantae, Streptophyta, Charophyceae, Charales, Characeae. The record is from the annotation of a GenBank genome assembly.